CUGCUUGUAGGGAUUCCCCUCCUUCGCCCCAACGGACGCCUGGACGUACCCGGACCUCGUUUUGGGAACCCCUUCUACAGCUCAUCAUCACCAGGCAGUAGUGACUUCAGCCUCGGUUGGAGGGGGAGGAGCAGGCUGAGGCUCUGCUUUGCUCCCAUGUUGAUGUUUGUUGUUUGCGAGGGUGGCAGGCAGAGCUGUUUGUGGAUAAGGACACGAGCGCAGGGUUGUCGAGUGGCCUGCCCGCACGCUCACUGGGGAAACCUGCAACUUUUCCUAAUGCGAGGCUGAACGGUGACGAUUUCUGAUGACUACUGGCCGAUUUUUGCCAUCGUGCCAUAUGGCUAUGAGGUCCUCCUUGGUUCGCGUCGUCCUCGAAGACUGUUUCUGAACGACGGCCGCUCAGGAUGCUGGGGCUCGUCUGAGAGCUCCCCGCCGCGCGAUCUUUCUCUGGAUUUCCCUCCCCGUUUUUUUUUUUCUUAUUUUUAUUAUUAUUAUUUUUUUAAUUAAUUUUACCUCAACCCAAGUUCUUUUUCGGCGGCGAAGCAAUACCAAGCUCCUUUGUGUUACCAUUCAACUUAUAAGAUGGUGUUCUUCGCUUUGCCCUCGCCUCGCAACAAACCUGGAUAAGGGAAGGAGCAGUAGCUGCGUGGCGACACCCCAACACGACGACCAGCGUUGCUCUGCCUCGGCGAGGCAGCGCUGCAGCGGCCGGAGCAGACGCACGCACAGCCGGGAGGGAAAGCCUCGACGCCCGUAACGUUACGUGCUUGACAGCCGGGGGAGCACGCUUCCUCCUAGCCUUCCUUCAGUGGGAAACUGGAAAGUAAAAAUACCUCGGUGCUCGCUCGUAGUUGCGUGGGUGAAGCGAGUGGACGCAGGCAGCGAGCCUUUUAAUUGCACAAAUUGGCCACGGUGCUAACAUCAACUUACCAGUUAUCUCAUCGCCUUGCUAGCCGCGUUAGCUUCGGCGACACUUUACAUUCAGCUGCUACGUCGCUUUUUUUUUUUUUUUUUUUUUUUUUUGUCGCUAGCCAGGUUGUAUGCUAACAAAGGCGCUACUUAGGUUGUGCUAAGGUAUGCGAGAGCUGCCUCUGAAGUUAUGUGCUAACUUAGCCAACGUUAACAUGCAGAUAUUUGCAGUUUUCGCCAAGACAAUGCGCUACACAACACUUUAGAAAACUAAAUAAAUGCAUUGUGAGCGAUAGCACGGGUACUAUUAAUAACAGGAAGUGUGUAUUGCACCGUUCACUUAACUUUUUUUUUCCCACCUACGCUCACCCCAGGAUUUUUUUUUCUUUUUUCUGAAAAGUUUUGAGCUCAGUCCGCCGCCUGCUAAAACUUAAACUUAUUUUCUUCGCAGAGGGCUCAUCGACCCCCCGGGAUUUAUUUAUUCAUUCAGCUCUGGGGCAAUUUUAUUGCGAUAUUGAUGCAUCUCGGGGUGUCAGAGUCCAUGAGAGAGUGCGAGUACAGUCAAAUAAGCACUCGGAGCUCCACACCAAUGGAGACCCCUUACAAGAAAAGGAGCUCGAAGAGGAAGUGGGAGGCCUUCCCGGGUCGGAAUAAGUUUUACUGUGAUGGGAGGAUUAUGAUGGCCAAACAGACGGGGGUUUUCUACCUCACCCUUGUCCUCAUCCUACUCACCUGUGGACUUUUCUUCACCUUUGAUUGUCCGUUCCUGGCGCUCCAGCUGACUCCGGUCAUCCCAGUUAUAGGAGGUGUGCUGUUUCUGUUUGUACUGGGGACACUUCUGAGAACCAGCUUCAGUGACCCUGGGGUGCUGCCCAGGGCCACCCCAGAUGAGGCAGCUGACCUGGAGAGGCAAAUAGAUGUGGCUAAUGGUACUACAGGCUACCGGCCUCCUCCCAGGACUAAGGAGGUGGUCAUCAACGGUCAGACAGUCAAACUGAAGUAUUGCUUCACAUGCAAAAUCUUCAGACCACCACGUGCCUCCCAUUGCAGCCUCUGUGACAACUGUGUGGAGCGUUUUGACCACCACUGUCCCUGGGUGGGGAACUGCGUGGGAAGGAGGAACUACCGUUUCUUCUACAUGUUCAUCCUUUCGCUGUCCUUCCUCACCAUCUUCAUCUUCGCGUUUGUCAUCACUCACAUCAUUUUACGUUCCCAUCGAAAUGGAUUCCUCAGCGCACUUAAAGAUAGUCCUGCUAGUGUACUGGAGGUGGUCGUGUGUUUCUUCUCAGUCUGGUCCAUAGUGGGCCUAUCAGGCUUCCAUACCUACCUGAUCAGCUCCAACCAGACCACCAAUGAAGAUAUAAAAGGCUCGUGGUCCUCUAAAAGAGGCAAGGACAACUAUAACCCCUACAGCCAUGGUAACAUAUUCACAAACUGCUGCGCGGCGCUCUGUGGACCUCUGCCACCGAGUCUCAUUGACAGGCGAGGCUUUAUCCAAUCAGACGCGCCACAGCUGGCACCACCGACCAAUGGCAUCACCAUGUACGGAGCUACGCAGUCCCAGCAAAGCCACAUGUGUGAUCAAGACCAGUGCAUUCAGAGCACCAAAUUCGUUUUGCAGGCCGCCGCCACACCCCUCCUCCAGCAGCAGACCAGCGAGCCAGUCAUCCUAGCGACGUCCCCUGAAAACGGAGGGACCCUACCUGGACGGACGUCCCUCACCCUCGGCGGCCCGUGCACCUCGCUGCCUCUCGGCCAGCCCACUCCCCCGACGUCCACGCCCAGCCUCAGCUGCCACGAGGCCGCCGACAUGCUGCCGAUCCACGGGCACGGCCACGCACACAACCACGGCCACCCCCUCCAGGAGCCGGUGGUCCACCAUCACUUCCUCACACCGGAGGAGGUGCCCUCACCGCCCGGCAUGCUUCACUGCGGCAGCCCGCUGGGCCACAGCCACACCAUGCAGGCCGGCUUCUACAACCCAGCCAGCCAGGACUCACUACACGAGGACUCAGUCAGAGGAUUGGUUAAGCUCAGUUCUGUCUGACAACAGGAAAUAUAUCCCCAACUCUCACCCUGACCCCCCCCCUCCCCCUCCCGAAAUCAUGCAUCCAACCCCUCAAACUCUCCUGUGCCAAUUUGGGAUCACCUGGCUCUCCCCGUGAAUUACAAAUUGUGGUUUGAAUUCAGCUGCUAAAAAAAACUGCAAGGAUUUUAACUGAACUGAACUGAAACUCAGCCAGUGUCUUGCCAAACUUCUCUGCUGGAACAGGGCGAGAUCGCUCGUUGUGUAAUGGCCUAGAGGACACCUCAAUUGUGUACGUCUUUUUUUUUUGUUUUGUUUUGUUUUUUUACUUCAAGGGAAGCAUAAUCCAUUAGCUCCUGGAGAUUGCACAAUUUGCUUUUCAAAGUGGCAAAUGUCUGUGAGCCAUUUCAAGCAAAAAACAAACAAACCAUGUUUUGAAAGUUGAUGUCAUUUUUGGUGGGAAGGCUUCUGGGUUUCUCUCAAUGGAUCACAGGUCUGGCAGAUUUUCUUUUGUAAAACAAACUUUAGCCUGUUUGCCUGUUGCUGAUUGGACAAUGUCUUAUGCCUUUUUAUUCUUGGACAUUCUCAGCAGUGCAAUGGUUGAUGUCUCCAUGUUGCAUAUCAUCCUGCUUUUUUUUCUAUGUAAAAAAAUAAUAAUAAGACUGUUGUACUGUACCAUGGUUAUUACAACUCUUACAGAUUAUUACAUUUCCUGUGGAUAUUAAUAAAACACCAACUUUUUAUCAGUU
Messenger RNA from Mugil cephalus (flathead mullet), 3684 nucleotides. It is a transcript of the gene zdhhc14, whose product is annotated as zinc finger DHHC-type palmitoyltransferase 14. The transcript has 9 exons. The record is from RefSeq and is a predicted model, not a curated record. The coding region runs from base 1427 to 2956 and encodes 509 amino acids. Lineage: Eukaryota; Metazoa; Chordata; Actinopteri; Mugiliformes; Mugilidae. Gene Ontology annotation, biological process: peptidyl-L-cysteine S-palmitoylation; protein targeting to membrane. Gene Ontology annotation, cellular component: Golgi apparatus; endoplasmic reticulum. Gene Ontology annotation, molecular function: protein-cysteine S-palmitoyltransferase activity.